UUGAAAGAAAGGACACACUUCCAAAGCAUGGACAGGAAACACUGGAUUUUUUGGGAAAAACAAGAGACAAAACGCUGGAGAAUAGACUGUCAGGGGAUUAUGGAUUUUAUGAGGAGAACGGCUGAGCCUAGCACUCCACUGAAUUAAUAUCCGUUAGCAAGGCUGGGAACACGGAAGAUGCAUGCAGUGCGUUCUCGCCCUUUAGUCGCGCGGGCUUUUUUUUUUUUUUUGCAGUGUGAAACGGAGAAAAGCAAGAGCCACCUUAAAACAGAGGGAGGAAAUUAGCAGGCGCCACUUUAAACAGACUGGAGCCGCAGCCGCUGCAACCACUCGCUCCGGCAGAGUCGGAGAAAACCCCGGAAGCAAAAAAGAAGCAAUUUCCUCCAGAGCUAUCUCGCUGUGUUGCUGAUGACCGCCCCAGUUUGUAGGAGAGCUCGCGGUUUCGCAGCAGGGUGAGGCACACGGGAAAAGUGGAGUCUUAGGCGGAGGAACCAUGGGCAGGACGGUGACUGUAGCUACCUGCGCUUUGAAUCAAUGGGCGCUCGAUUUUGAUGGCAACUUGGAAAGGAUUUUGAAAAGCAUUGAAAUUGCUAAAGAUAAAGGAGCAAGAUACCGGCUUGGACCAGAACUUGAAAUUUGUGGUUAUGGCUGCUCAGAUCAUUACUAUGAAUCUGAUACGCUCUUGCAUUCAUUUCAAGUUCUGGCCAAGCUUUUGGAAUCUCCUAUUACUCAAGACAUAAUAUGUGAUGUUGGAAUGCCUGUUAUGCAUAGAAAUGUUCGCUACAAUUGUAGAGUGAUCUUUCUAAACAAGAAUAUUCUUCUGAUACGACCAAAGAUGGCAUUGGCAAAUACUGGAAACUAUCGGGAGAUGCGAUGGUUCACUCCUUGGAACAGAUCACGGCACGUGGAAGACUAUUUCCUUCCCAGGAUGAUACAAGAGAUAACGAUUCAGGAAAGUGUCCCAUUUGGUGAUGCAGUACUGGCAACUUUAGAUACCUGCAUAGGAAGUGAAAUCUGUGAAGAACUGUGGACACCAGUCAGCCCUCACAUUGAAAUGGGAAUUGAUGGAGUGGAGAUCUUCACAAAUUCCUCAGCAAGUCACCAUGUAUUGAGAAAAGCCCAUACACGAGUGGAACUGGUAAAUUUUACAACAAUGAAGAAUGGUGGAAUAUAUCUCUUGGCUAACCAGAAAGGCUGUGAUGGUGAUCGUCUGUACUACGAUGGCUGUGCCAUGAUCUCUAUGAAUGGAGACACUGUUGCUCAAGGACUUCAGUUUUCUCUGGAUGAUGUGGAAGUUUUGGUUGCCACACUGGACUUGGAAGAUGUCAGAAGUUAUAGGGCAGAAAUAUCCUCUCGAAAUUUAGAGGCCAACAAAGUGACUCCCUACCAAAGAAUUAAAGUAAAAUUUGCCCUAUCAUGUUUUGAUGACAUAUGUGCACCUACAAGUGAGCCAGUCCAGUGGAGAUAUCAUAGUCCUGAGGAAGAGAUCAGCCUCGGCCCUGCAUGUUGGCUUUGGGACUACUUAAGGCGCAGUAAACAGGGAGGAUUUUUUAUGCCACUUAGCGGUGGUGUGGACAGUUCUGCUGUAGCCUGCAUUGUGUACUCCAUGUGUCUUCAGGUUUGCUGUGCAGUACAGAAUGGAAAUCAGUGUGUACUGGAUGAUGUGCGCAAAAUAGUAAAUGAUGACGCCUACACACCAACAGACCCUCGGGAAUUUUGUGGACGUGUCUUAACAACUUGUUACAUGGCUAGUGAGAACUCCUCUCAGGAUACAAACAGUAGAGCCAAAUUUUUGGCUGAAGAGAUUGGCAGUUACCAUAUGAAUAUAUACAUAGAUGGAGCAGUGAAAGCUAUUUGGUGCAUUUUCAAUGCCAUUACAGGAAGACUGCCCAAGUAUCAAGUGCACGGAGGAAGUGCCAGGGAAAAUCUGGCCCUACAGAAUGUGCAGGCCAGGAUAAGAAUGGUAUUCACCUACCUGUUUGCACAGCUGUGCCUAUGGAGUCGUGGAAUGCCUGGUGGACUGUUAGUGCUUGGAACAGCUAACGUGGAUGAAAGCCUUUGUGGAUACUUAACAAAGUACGACUCUUCCAGUGCUGAUAUCAACCCCAUAGGUGGAAUUAGCAAGACAGACUUGAAAAGUUUUAUCCAAUAUUGCAUUGAUACUUUUCACCUAAUGACACUCAGAAGUGUUGUGUCUGCACCCCCAACAGCAGAGCUGGAGCCCUUGAAGAAAGGGCAUGUCACUCAAGCAGAUGAGAUAGACAUGGGGAUGACCUAUGAUGAGCUCUCUGUAUAUGGCAAACUAAGAAAAAUAGCCAAGGCUGGACCUUAUACUAUGUUUUGCAAGCUAAUCACAAUCUGGAAAGAGAUUUGUGCUCCAAGAGAGGUGGCGUCAAAGGUUAAGCAUUUCUUCCAAAUGUAUUCUGUCAAUCGACACAAAAUGACUACUCUCACCCCUUCCUAUCACGCUGCAAACUAUAGUCCUGAUGACAACCGAUUUGAUCUAAGACCCUUUCUUUAUAAUACUGCCUGGUCCUGGCAGUUCAGGUGUAUAGAUGAACAGGUUUCUAAACUAGAAUCUAAGGAAGUGAACUCUAAGCUUGAAAAUGCAGCUUGACUCUUCUCUCUCUUGCCGAUAUUAUGAAGAGCAGAAGAAUUCUGGAGGUUGUCAGAAUAAUAACAAUCAUAAUGAUAAUAAUGUUGCAUUUUUUGUAACACCAACAACAGUAAACUAUUCAAACUAAACGCCCUUACCUUUUGUAAUUUUUUUGUUCAUUUUUCAAUUCAAAUGUUAUAAAAAAUGUAACAAGGCAAAUAAGAAAAUCAUUAUGGAGUAGGAAAAUGUUUUGUUUGA
Molecule: messenger RNA, 2854 nt
Organism: Rhineura floridana
Lineage: Eukaryota; Metazoa; Chordata; Lepidosauria; Squamata; Rhineuridae
Gene: NADSYN1
Product: NAD synthetase 1
Exons: 22
Coding region: 494-2617 (707 amino acids)
Biological process (GO): NAD+ biosynthetic process
Cellular component (GO): cytoplasm
Molecular function (GO): glutaminase activity; ATP binding; NAD+ synthase (glutamine-hydrolyzing) activity
Source: RefSeq, a predicted model, not a curated record